AGACAGGUGCAGUCGUAGCGGGGCCGGAUUCUCCGUCGCUUAGUCCAUCUAGGGGAUGACACGGGCGGUGUUUCCUUGACCCGCUGUUGUGAGCCCUGAUCCCCCUCCGGCAGAGCCGAAACCAUGGCCCCUACUCAGGGUCCCCAGGCCCGGCUGGAAUUCGGGGGACCCCUGGGCGCUGCGGUGCUGCUGUUGCUGCUGCCUGCCACCGUGUUCCACCUGCUCCUGGUGGUCCGCUCAGGCCCGGCGCGCCUCCUGGGCCCGCCCCCGUACCUGCCAGGGCUGGAGGAGCUGUGGAGCCCGCGGGCGCUGCUACUGUUGCUCGCCUGGAUCGGUCUGCAGGCGGCGCUCUACCUGCUGCCGGCGCGCAAGGUGGCCGAGGGGCAGGAAUUGAAGGAUAAGAGUCGCCUGCGCUACCCCAUUAACGGCUUCCAGGCCCUGGUGCUGUCAGCCCUGCUGGUAGGGCUGGGGGUGUCAGUGGGUCUGCCCCUGGGGGUGAUCCCAGAAAUGCUCCUGCCCUUGGCAUUUGCGGCCACCCUCACCACCUUCAUCUUCAGCCUCCUUCUCUAUAUGAAAGCUCUGAUAGCCCCUGCCUCGGCUCUGGCACCUGGGGGAAACUCAGGGAAUCCCAUUUAUGACUUUUUCCUGGGACGGGAGCUCAACCCUCGCAUUUGUUCCUUUGACUUCAAAUAUUUCUGCGAGCUGCGGCCUGGCCUCAUCGGCUGGGUGCUCAUCAACCUGGCCCUGCUGGUACAGGAAGCAGAGCAGCGGGGGAGUCCCUCACUGGCCAUGUGGCUGGUCAAUGGCUUCCAGUUGCUGUAUGUGGGUGAUGCCCUUUGGAAUGAGGAGGCCAUCCUUACCACCAUGGACAUCACACAUGAUGGAUUUGGCUUCAUGCUGGCCUUCGGGGACCUAGCUUGGGUCCCCUUCACCUACAGCCUACAGGCCCAGUUUCUACUGUACCACCCACAGCCCCUGGGGCUCCCCAUGGCCUUGGUCAUCUGCUUCAUCAAUGCUGCUGGUUAUUACAUCUUCCGAAGGGCUAAUAAUCAGAAGAAUACUUUCCGAAAGAAUCCUUCAGACCCCAGUGUGGCUGGCCUUGAGACCAUCCCUACAGCCACAGGGAGGCAGCUGCUGGUGUCUGGGUGGUGGGGUAUGGUCCGCCACCCCAACUACCUUGGAGACCUCAUCAUGGCUUUGGCCUGGUCCUUGCCCUGCGGGGUGUCUCACCUGCUGCCCUACUUCUACAUCCUCUACUUCACCAUGCUGCUGGUGCACCGGGAGGCCCGGGAUGAGCAGCAGUGCCUACAGAAGUAUGGCCGGGCCUGGCACGAGUACUGCCGGCGUGUGCCUUACCGCAUCUUGCCCUACCUCUACUGAAGCAGCUCCCCCAUCCAGC
Molecule: messenger RNA, 1399 nt
Organism: Castor canadensis (American beaver)
Lineage: Eukaryota; Metazoa; Chordata; Mammalia; Rodentia; Castoridae
Gene: Tm7sf2
Product: transmembrane 7 superfamily member 2
Biological process (GO): cholesterol biosynthetic process
Cellular component (GO): endoplasmic reticulum membrane; nuclear inner membrane
Molecular function (GO): Delta14-sterol reductase activity
Source: RefSeq, a predicted model, not a curated record